Diorhabda sublineata is the source of this 4991-nucleotide messenger RNA. RefSeq lists its product as uncharacterized. The record is from RefSeq and is a predicted model, not a curated record. Gene Ontology annotation, molecular function: protein binding. Gene Ontology annotation, cellular component: plasma membrane. The transcript is spliced from 12 exons. Bases 266 to 2953 code for a protein of 895 amino acids. NCBI's taxonomy places the organism in Eukaryota, Metazoa, Arthropoda, Insecta, Coleoptera, Chrysomelidae.
AGUUCACCGAUUGCUGUGGGGGAAAGUGGAAAGCGUACGUUACAUUCUCUGACAUCGGUUCCGAAUUCUCAAAAUCGGAUAAUUUCAGUGCUUGUCAAAUGGAGAAUGGCUCAAUAGGUAUCGAAACGCUUAAAAUUGAUAAUAAAACAUGUCCUGAAAAUCGGGUACAUCCUUUAUAAACUUUUUAAACUCUUUUUAGUGUUUUUUCGGAUUGUGAUUGUGUAUAUAUAAUGGAAACGGUUUCGCUUUUAUAAAAAAUUUUACGAUGUCAAACAAAUUUUCGGAUUGCGUUGUUGUUUUCGCUCUGUUUUUAUUUAUAUUUCAUUAUGUGUCACUCAGUCCUUCUCCAGCAAAACGCAGCGAUGUUAAAAAAGACCAAUGUAAUAAGACAGUCGAAAUUUACGAAGACGUUUCCAGUCCGGAGGUGACGGAAGGUAAUUUCGGUAAACCGAUGACGUGCUGGUACCGAUUUAGAUCGUUCCGUGGUACGCCCAAGGACUGGAUACUAAGGAUAAAGUUUAACAAGUUCAAAAUAGGAAAUUUGCUCAACGCCACGCAUUGCGAAGGAGGAUAUUUACAGAUCGUGGAUGGUAACGCCAAAACAGACGUCUCCAAUCGAAAAGAACCUGGAAUCUUUUGCGGAGAAAGCGAGCAGCCGCAGACUUUUAUGUCCGAAACGUCGUUCGUCAAAGUAUUUUUUCACGUCGAAAAUUACACCGACCAAACGUACCUCAGCUUUGAUACGAGGGCGGAACAACAACUUGUCGUUUAUUUGAGAUAUGGACAACAUCCGGAGCUGUAUCCGAAUAGAAGAGGAGAAGUUGUACAGGGGUCAUAUUGCGAAAGGAUAUUCAGAGAUUGUCGCCUUCAAACUUGUUACGUUCAAUCUCCAGCUUAUCCCGGUAUCUACCCUAGGAAUUUGCAUUGCAGAUACUACCUAAACACCCGACUGCCUUUUAUCAAGCUCUACAUCGAAAACGAAGAGUUCAACAUUGAUGGACAGCGAUGCGAGAAUAUUAUGACUUGCCCCAUGCGACCGAUUUCAUCAGGCGAAGAAAAUUGUCCGUACGAUUAUAUAAAAAUCUACGACGGAAAGAAUGAGUUCAGUCCCGUUAUUGGUACAUUUUGCGGAAUGGGCAAAUUCCCUUACUCCAUUAUCGGCACAUCUCAGGACCUUUUUGUGGAAUUUGUGUCGUCUCCUGCAGGACCGCUACUAAACACUGGAUUCCAUUUCAACGUAGGCAAUUGGCCUGGACACGUUGAUACUGCUGGUAGUAGAAACGGCACGUGCGAUUGGUUACUUUCCUCGGAAAGUCUCAGAGCUUCGGGAGAUUCAGAAGGUAUAUUUCUAUCAGUGGCUCACUGGUAUCCGCCCCAUACCAGCUGUACAUAUCUAAUACAAGGCGAAGAAGACGAAAUCGUAAGGCUGUACUUUCCUAGUUUCAGAAUAAAUCGUAUAGAGUCUCCUAUAAGACCCAUAGAGGGAGAUUGCGGAGAAUCGCUCACAUUAUACGACUCUUCUUGGCCUGAUGAUGCUAAAAUUAUCAAAACGUUCUGUGAUACUUUUUCGAAAGCAAUGGAAAAACAUGAUUUCGUGUCGUCUGGUAAUUCGCUUUUCGUCAGAUUCGAAAGUAAAACCGGAAGUUAUAGUGGGUCGUCAUUAUAUUAUUGGGCUCAUUACGAUUUUUUCAACAAUACAAAACUAGGAGAAGCGAUACCUGGUAAACAAUGCGAUGAAAUAUUCUCUUCGUGGAAACAAAUCAAAGGUUGGUUGAGAUCUCCUCUCAAUACCUUGGUAUACAAAACUUCCCAAACCAGUGACGACGUUAGUUGUUUAUACAGAUUCGUAACGGACAAAAGGCUUUUCGCUAGGAUAAUUUUAACGAUCAACAAUGUAUUUUUCAAAGAAUCCCCUUACAACCACGGUCCUUGUACAAACUGUUUGGAAGAUCGUGUGGAUAAACUGGUGAUAUGGGAGCCUCUUCCUUCGGGAGCUAAUUCAUCUUAUCCUCCGAUUUCAUUGAAUAAGGCGGCUCAAAACGGCGAUGUGACUUGUAUAUGUAAUCGACAAGCAUUCUCUACACAGAUAAUAUCGAAGGGAGAGCAGCUCAAUUUACAGAUGAUCAUCGAUAGCAGUCACAGUUCCCUUAGUUAUUUUAAACAUCCCGAAUCACUUUUCGAAGCUACUUACGAAUUCGUUCACGGACCUCUAUGUGGACCGGCUAUCAUUCAACCUAUAACAGAUGGAGAGAUACAUUAUCCUUAUUAUGAAGCUAUUGGUUACGUCGAACCACCUAAAUCCAUAAGAUGCAUUUGGGAGAUCAAGGUUAAUAGAGACAGAGAUUUUUGGCUACAUUUUGAUCAGAUUAAGUUUUCUUCGAAAUCUUGCGAUGACGGUAUAGUGGAUAUCUUCCUCAAAGGUCGUUUGGAUCCGUAUCUAUCUGUUUGUGGUGAAAACGUCUCUCUAGCGAAAGAACUCCCGAUUUUAAGCUCGGCGGAAUUGAGCCCAGACGGAACUGAUCCUAGUAUUACUAUACAGUUUAUAGGAAGGACGUCUCCAACGAGGGCGGCAUUCAAAAUUGCGUGGACGGAGAUGUUUCAUUUACCUCGAAACGUUGACGGGUCGUCUUUAAUGUCUAGCCGCUUGACAGAAGGCGGUAAUCCAGAAGAUCCCUUGGGAGACGGUUGCGAAUUCGCUUGUCCCGGUGAACAAGGACUUUGUAUACCGGCCAGACUGGUAUGCAACGGAGUCGUCAAUUGUCCCAACGUAACAGAUUAUAAAGGUACAGCUUAUAGUGAUGAAGCGGCCGAAUUGUGCGUCAAAGAAAACACCCCUGAAAUCAAUUGGAUAUACGUAGGGGUCGCUACAGUAUCAGUGUUAAUUUUGUUUUGUUGUUUUUGUUUCUGCGCGUGCAGACGAUGUUGUAGAUACUGUUGCAGAGACGACGAUUGAGAGUGGAAGCUUUUUUUAGCACAGUUUCAUGAUUUUUUUCAUUAAUAUCAAUUUUUUUCUUGUAAAUAUGUAGGAAGAAGUAAUAAUGGACAGUUAUCGAUUUUUAAUUACCAUUUUUUAUAUAUACAUAUAAACUCAUAUCUUGUGGGACUGUGCGAAAAAACUGAAGAUGCCAUCGAAAUCAACCUUGUUCAAUUCCAAGAGCCUUAAUGAAUAAAAUCAACCGUUUUUAUUAUUCUUAGAUUGAUUAGAGGUUAUUUCUGAAAAUCUGAAUAGAAUAGAAAAUAUUUGCAAAUUAGCAAAUUUUUGACAUUUUCUAUAUUUAGAUGUUCAAAAUGAGUCGUGUAAAAAUACUAAAAAUAAAGAGUGCACUUCAAUUAUGAAAGAACAUUGUAAAUUCGAUUAUAAUGUACGAAUACAUGUUGCUCAAAAACAUUUAUUUCACUAUAAAUAUAGAUAAUUUGUUAGAUACAUUCCCCAACGUGUUAUUGCCGAAACUUUUGGGCAACAUCGUAUAAAUAUUAUUUGUUUAUAUAUACAUACAAAAAAGAAGAAUUCAACCUGCACAGUUUAUACCUAUAGUUGAAGCAACAUGACCAUAUGAUAGAAAAGUUACUUUUUAAGUUUGUAUUGUGGACCACACUAUCAUAAAAAAGAAGAAAUACCACAUGGCUGCUUGUCGAUUAUAUCUGUCAAACUAUCGAAUCAAUUGAGCAAUAGAACGAAUUGUCAACAUCAGCUGAUGUCCAUAUCAAAAUGGCCACCGUGUGGUAAACAAAUGCUUUUGCCGUAAGUUUCUGUGUAGUUUAUGAAGUUAUUUGUUGGAUUCCUUUAUCAUUUCUAGUGUCAUUGUGAAAUAGCUUCUUAAUGAGUUGUUGCUUGUACAAAAUUUCCUCUUGAAAACGUAGAUUAGUUUUUUUUAUUAUGCAGUGUUGUCCUUAGUGUAGAUAAGCAGUGAAUACAGUCUAAAAAGCAAUUAUAUUGGAAACUAGCGGAAAAUGAGGAGAAUUCUGUUUAAAGCUCUUUUCAUCUAAUGGAAAGGAGUAAACUCCACUAAAAGCUUUAAGUUUGUUCUAGAAUGCAACAGUAGAAAGUUAUGUUAUUCCCGUCAUUUGAGCACAAAAUAAAUACAAUCGUACAAUUUGUCAGUUUCUUGGAAACCUACUUGCAGACUGACUAGAAAAAUUGCAACAAUACUCAGUUUCAGCUGAUUUUAAAAAUCCCCUUCACACCAUAAAACAAAAAAUCAAUAUAAAAUAACUCUCCCUUCAUUAAAAUAACAAAAGCUAACACCAGUGUGUACGAAAGAAGCGAUUGUUUGCCCUACGACAGCCAUUUUAACUAGAUCAAUUGUUUUCUUAGAUUACCUAAUUGAUUCCACUAAAGCAGAGCUGACCAAAUAGCAACCGAGGUGGAGGCCAAUAUAUAUUUUAAUUAGACACCUGACAGAUGCCUAGUUCGUCACACUAGAAAAUACAGUUAUAUUAAAUGAUAUUUUGACAAAAAAAGUGAUAAAAUUAACAUCAAAAUAAUAUUGUACGACUAUACGUGAUUAUAUAUUCCCUUGACUGAUUUGUAAUGACUUAUUUUUUUUUUUUCGAUUCUUCUACUAUAAUUGAGAAUAAUAAUAAUUAUUUUAGAAGAAUCAAAACACUUUCCAAGAAUAAGAUUUCUGGUAAAUUGAAUUUUCGUUAUCUAAAGUCAAAAAUCCCUAUAGGUUGAUGUCGGUCCUUGUAAAUUUUUAAUCACUUUUCUUUUUCCCUUUAAGUAUAACAUUAAGGUUGACUGUAUUUUUUUAUAAUUUUUUCUAACCUAACCUCAAAAUCAGUUUCACGAUUACUGUCUAGCUGAAGCUUCGCAUUAUUAGUUUAAAUCUUUGAGAAACUGAAUAUCUUUUGUAAAUGAAUGUAAUUAACUGAUAUCUUUUCAAUAUAAACUUCUAAAGUAACUUAAAAAUUACGUAAAUACGUGAUAGUGCGUUUUUAUUUUAAUAAUGUACAUAUUUCCACAUCAUGUGAUAUAAAUGACAUUGUUUUAA